Molecule: messenger RNA, 1629 nt
Organism: Cannabis sativa
Lineage: Eukaryota; Viridiplantae; Streptophyta; Magnoliopsida; Rosales; Cannabaceae
Product: MADS-box protein JOINTLESS
Exons: 8
Coding region: 752-1456 (234 amino acids)
Biological process (GO): positive regulation of transcription by RNA polymerase II
Cellular component (GO): nucleus
Molecular function (GO): RNA polymerase II cis-regulatory region sequence-specific DNA binding; protein dimerization activity; DNA-binding transcription factor activity, RNA polymerase II-specific
Source: RefSeq, a predicted model, not a curated record
GAAAUAAAUAAAUAAAUAAAAACUUGUCCACAAAAACCAAAUUAGAAGCACAAAAACAAACCCCCUAAAAAAAAAAAGCACAAAAACAAACAUCAUCAUCAACUAUUUUCUACACCCUAAACUGGUAAGUAAAUCCCACCAAAAAGAAAUAAAAAAGCCAAAAUUAAAUUCUCUCUCUCUCUCUCUCUAUAUAUCUGACCCAUUUCUCCACUCUCUCAAAAUUCCUUUUCAUUUCUUGUUCUUACUUUCUUUGUUUUGUUUCCUUUCAUUUCAUGCUCUCACAACCUCAACUUAGUGGAAAAGUAGUAUAUAUAUAUUUAUAUAUAUAAAGAUAGAGCACCUUUUUUUUUUUUUCUCUCUCUCUCUAAUUUUUGGCUCUAGAUCUAGAACAAUAAUUGGUGGGUGUUUUUUUUCUUCUUUUUUUCCUUUCUUUCAUUCAUCUAAAGUCAUUAGUAUUUAGGGUUUGGAAGUAAGAUUCUUGGCUAAAUUUGGCAAAAUGCCGCCAUUUUUGUGAUCAAACAUGUGUUUGUUUUAACCCAAAUAAGCCACAUUAAGCUCCAUAAAUAGAAAAAUUUCCCCUUUUGCACAUAUUAAGUUUUGAAGCUUCUUCUUACUUUGUGUGAGAUAGUAGAAGAAGAAGAGAAAGAUUUAUCUAUCUGGCUAUAGGAAGAAGAAGAAAAAGGGUUGAAGUAAUUAAAAUCGAUCUGGGAAUAUAUAAUAGGGUAGAUAGGGAAGGGAGAUUAUUAUUAUUAUGGCUAGGGAGAAGAUUCAGAUAAAGAAGAUCGAUAACGCGACGGCCAGGCAAGUCACGUUUUCCAAGAGACGAAAAGGUCUUGUCAAGAAAGCUGAGGAGCUCUCUGUUCUUUGUGAUGCUGAUGUUGGACUCAUCAUUUUUUCCUCUACUGGAAAACUCUUUGAAUACUCAAACACAAGCAUGAAAGAAAUUAUAGACAGGCAUCACUUGCACUCAACGAACCUUGAAAAACUCGAACAACCGUCCCUUAAGUUACAGCUAGUGGAGAACAACACCUACUCUAAAUUGUGCAAGGAAAUAUCUGAGAAAAGCCAUCACCUUAGGCAAUUGAGAGGAGAAGAACUCCAUGGAUUAAACAUAGAGGAGCUGCAGCGGUUAGAGAAGUCCCUUGAAGUUGGACUAAGUCGAGUCAUUGAAAAGAAGGGUGAGAAGAUUAUGAAGGAAAUCAAUGAGCUUCAAAUGAAGGGAAAGCAAUUGAUGGAAGAGAAUGAAAGAUUAAGACAGCAAGUGGUGGAGAUUUGUAAUGGACGAACUAGAGAAGGUGGAACCACUACUAAUACUGAUUCGGAGUAUGUAAUCACUACUGAGGAGGGUCAGUCAUCGGAGUCUGUCACCAAUGUAUGUAGCUCCAAUGGUCCUCCUCAAGAUUACGAUAGUACUUCCGAUACCUCUCUCAAGUUGGGGCUACCCUACGCUGGGUGAUUGUGGAUCGUGGGUGUCUAACUCUAAAUGCAAAGUUAGAUUAAUAGUGUCUACAAAAAAGAAAAGUUUGACCAAGCAAAAUAAUUAACCAAUAUGACUGUUAAUUAAUUAUGUAUCACGAAUAUAUAAAUAUAUGAUCAUAUUUUCAGCUCCAAUACUAAUUAAUUAAACUU